Messenger RNA from Lepus europaeus (European hare), 939 nucleotides. Its product is annotated as olfactory receptor 4K17-like. Lineage: Eukaryota; Metazoa; Chordata; Mammalia; Lagomorpha; Leporidae. Gene Ontology annotation, cellular component: membrane. Gene Ontology annotation, molecular function: olfactory receptor activity; G protein-coupled receptor activity. Gene Ontology annotation, biological process: G protein-coupled receptor signaling pathway. Bases 1 to 939 code for a protein of 312 amino acids. The record is from RefSeq and is a predicted model, not a curated record. The transcript has a single exon.
AUGGAAGAAGCAAACCAAUCAGUGGUGUCUGAGUUUAUUUUUCAGGGACUUUGUGACUCACAGGAGCUCCAAGCAAUCCUCCUACUGCCAUUUUCUAUACUCUACCUAAUGACAGUUUUGGGCAACCUCUUUGUCGUGCUGUUAAUCAUCACUGACCACAAUCUCCAUUCCCCCAUGUACUUCCUCUUAGCUAAUCUCUCCUUUGUAGACUCAUGCCUUUCCUCAGUGACCACCCCUAAACUGAUCACAGACCUCCUGAAGGAUGAUAAGACCAUUUCCUUUGGGGGCUGCAUGGCCCAGAUUCUCUGUGUGCAUUUCUUUGGAGGGGGUGAGAUGGUUCUUCUGGUGACAAUGGCCUAUGACCGUUAUGUGGCCAUCUGCAAGCCACUCCAUUACUCCAGCAUCAUGGACAGACAGAAGUGCACCUGGCUGGUUUUGACAUCGUGGAUCAUUGGCUUUGUUCACGCUAUGAGCCAACUGGCUAUGAUCUUGGAGCUGCCUUUCUGUGGACCUACAGUAGUGGACAGCUUUUUUUGUGAUAUUCCUUUGGUGAUCAAACUAGCCUGUAUGGAUACCGAUACUUUAAGAAUAGUUAUAAACGCAGACAGUGGGCUUUUGGCAACAGCUUGCUUCAUUCUCGUGCUGAUCUCCUAUACUUAUAUCCUGUUUACCAUCCAUCUUAAUGCUAAAGAUGGUGCAUCGAAGGCCCUCUCUACCUGUACUUCUCACAUCACAGUGGUGGUGCUGUUCUUUGGACCCUGCAUCUUCAUCUACCUGUGGCCAGUAAGUAUCACCUGGGUGAACAAGUUUCUGGCUGUGUUUUAUACUGUAAUCACACCUUUCAUGAAUCCAGCCAUUUACACACUAAGAAAUAAAGAGAUUAAGAAUGCCAUAAAGAGGCUGACAAAUCAGCAUGUGAACUCAAGGGAUAAUUGUUAG